AUGACUGAAUGUGACGACUACGCCCGAAUAAUAUCGUUCAACAACGAUGAAAGUGAGCUAAAAAUAUAUCAAGUUAGUAAAAAAAACUCAAAUCUUUGUUCUUUUUCUUCAAUUGCCUUUCGCAAACUCAGUUCGAUUCAGGAAAUUCUGACAGAUGUCGGUGGAGUGAUAUGGGACAGCGCGCUGAUGACAAUACAUUACUUCUUCAAAAAUCCAAAGCUUUUCGAAGGCAAGAAAGUGAAUUAACAUGUCUGUAUGGCUUAGAUAUUGAUUUUUACAGGUUCUUGAGCUAGGAAGUGGAACUGGCGUGUGUGGAAUCGCGUUGGCCGCUCUCGGAGCGGAAGUGAUUCUCACUGAUCUUCCCGAACGAAUUCUAUUACUUGAAAAAAACGUGGAAGCGAAUCGGAAGCUGGUGAAUGAUCGUGUCAAGGUUCAAGUGCUCGACUGGAAGACGGACGAUAUCCCGGAUGGCCUAGAUUUGGUCCUCGCAGUCGAUUGUGUCUACUACAAUAGUACAAUCACUCCGUUGAUUGAUCUUCUUAAAAACUGUGAUGCAAAACAAAUAAUUGUCGUGAGCGAAGAGCGGGACAUCGGAGAGGCUUCGGAUGCGCAGAAGACGUUCUUCAAACAAGUCGAGGAAUUCUUCCGAUUCUCACCGAUUUCUCAGCGAGAACUCGAUGCGGAUUACUGCGCAGACGACAUAAUCAUUGGCCAACUGAUAAGAAGAGUUUAG
This is a messenger RNA of Caenorhabditis sp. 36 PRJEB53466, 733 nucleotides long. NCBI's taxonomy places the organism in Eukaryota, Metazoa, Nematoda, Chromadorea, Rhabditida, Rhabditidae. The record is from the annotation of a GenBank genome assembly.